Cordyceps fumosorosea ARSEF 2679 is the source of this 1722-nucleotide messenger RNA. RefSeq names its product 26S proteasome non-ATPase regulatory subunit 3. Lineage: Eukaryota; Fungi; Ascomycota; Sordariomycetes; Hypocreales; Cordycipitaceae. Gene Ontology annotation, biological process: ubiquitin-dependent protein catabolic process; regulation of protein catabolic process. The transcript is spliced from 3 exons. Gene Ontology annotation, cellular component: proteasome complex; proteasome regulatory particle, lid subcomplex. The coding region runs from base 1 to 1722 and encodes 573 amino acids. Gene Ontology annotation, molecular function: enzyme regulator activity. The record is from RefSeq and is a predicted model, not a curated record.
AUGCCUAGCAAGACGCCUUCCGGCAACGGCAAGAAGCCUGUCCAAAACGGCAUUCGCAAAGAUACCGAGAUAAAGGACGCCAGCAAAUCCAAAGGCAAAAAGUCCCCAAAGGACGCCGAUGACGAAAUGACCGUUGUCGUCCCCCCACCCAAGGCCAAGAAGGGCACUGCUAAUCGCGCUGCCGACGCUGAUGGUGACGUGACAAUGGGUGAUGAGGAGGCCGUUGAGCAGGUCGACCCUACUCAGCAGACUGUCACAGACAUCAAGAGCAAUUUUGCCCUGCUAGACCGCGCCGUCGCCCUCUUCGAUGCCAGAUUCUCUCUCCGAGCUCUUCGAUCCAUUUCCCUGCUCCGAAAGCGCCUGAACCCCGACGUUAUCUCUCAGGCCAUUGUCGAUACCUUCCCGGCCACCGUCGCCUCCGGAAAUGUUGCCAAGUCUCUCCUUGUUGCUGUCGGCCGCGAGAGCAUUCCCCUCAAGGCCCUCAGCGAGAUGGAUAUUGACUCGGACUCCAAGCCUGCCAAGAAUGGGGCCAAGAAGGAGACAAAGGAAAUCAUUCCCGAAAUUGACAUCUUCCUCGGUAUCCUUGUCCAGGUCUACCUCUUUGAUGCCAAGCAGUAUCAGAAGGGCGCUGCGUUUUCCGAGCAGCUUGUUGAGCGCGUCCAGUCCUUGAACCGUCGCACGUUAGACUCGCUUUCCUCCAAGGUCUACUUUUAUUAUUCUAUCUUCUGCGAGCACAUUGGGCCCCUGCCACCUUCGCCAGAGUCCCCCAUUGUUGCCAUCCGCCCGACUCUGCUCUCGGCUCUCCGCACAGCUGUCCUACGCAAGGAUAUCGACACUCAAGCCUCUGUCAUUGUGCUGCUGCUGAGAAACUACCUCCUCACUUCUCACAUCAACCAGGCCGAUCUCCUUGUUUCGCACACUCAGUUCCCCGAAAACGCCGUCAACAACCAGGUCGCCCGAUUCCUGUACUACCUCGGUCGCAUCCGAGCCAUCCAACUGCGAUAUACCGAAGCUCACGAGCAUCUUACCGCGGCCACUCGUAAGGCACCUUCGAGUAACUGUGCCGUUGGAUUUUCCCAGACCGCUACCAAGCUACUUAUGGUAGUUGAGCUGCUCAUGGGAGACAUUCCUGACCGCGCCACCUUCCGCCAACCUGCCCUUGAGGAUGCCCUGCACCCGUACUUCCUCCUGGUCCAGGCCGUCCGCGUCGGUAAUUUGGAGGAGUUCGAGAUUGCUAUUGCCGAUCACGCUGAUACCUUCCGCCGCGACGGCACAUAUUCUCUCAUCCUGCGCUUGAGACAAAACGUCAUAAAGACUGGUAUCCGCAUGAUGUCGCUGUCAUACUCGCGCAUCUCUCUGCGCGACAUUUGCAUUCGUCUGCAUCUUGGAAGUGAGGAGAGUGCUGAAUAUAUCGUCGCCAAGGCCAUUCGCGACGGCGUUAUUGAGGCCACUUUGGAUCGCGAACACGGUUACAUGAAGAGCAAGGAGGUUGGUGAUGUGUAUGCUACGAGAGAACCCGGUGAGGCAUUCCAUGAUCGCAUUCGGGCGUGCCUCGCUCUCCAUGACGAGAGUGUCAAGGCUAUGCAGUUCCCCAUGAACCAGCACCGUUUGGAGCUCAAGAAUGCGCAAGAAGCUCGAGAGCGCGAGCGCGAGAUGGCCAAGGAGAUACAAGAGGGGGACCUCGAUGACGAGGACCUAGGCGGUGAUUUUGAGGGGAUGUAG